This is a messenger RNA of Cherax quadricarinatus, 2389 nucleotides long. RefSeq names its product canopy family protein seele (gene sel). Lineage: Eukaryota; Metazoa; Arthropoda; Malacostraca; Decapoda; Parastacidae. The record is from RefSeq and is a predicted model, not a curated record. Gene Ontology annotation, cellular component: endoplasmic reticulum.
AAGAUUACUUCCCAUUCCCCAGACACCUUAGUGCCCUUACGAGUUUAGCGUUCCCCCAUGAUCACAGAGUAGUGGAGGAAGUACACGUGUACCACUCACACUCUCACACGUAACACUGGGAAAACACUGUCAUUUCAGGUGUUUCUGCCUCACUCACGUGUUUUUCUACCUCACUCAGGUGUGUUUCUGCCAGGUGUGUUUCUUCUCCCACACACGUACAGUCGGCAGAUGAAAAAUGUCUUCCUUGGUCUUCCAACUCUUAAUGGUGCUAAUGAUUGCAGUGUGUAGUGUUGUGUCUUCCAAACCUCCCAAGUCACAGGUUGUGAAGUGUGCCGUGUGUCGAAGUUUAGUUAAUGAACUACAUGCGGCCAUCAGUGAUGUCGAUCCAAGGAAAAAAAUUGAUGUUGGCUCCUAUCGUAUUGAUGCAGAUGGGAAACAGAAAUUGUCGUCCGUGAAAUACGCUGGUUCUGAGAUGCAUAUGCUGGAAGUUAUGGAGACUGUGUGUGGGAGUAUGAAGGAUUAUGCUCAAGCUCGCCAUAAAGAGACAGGGAAGCUGGAAGCAAUGAAGCUCAUUGUUAAUGGAGCUAUGAAUCCACGCUUUGGUGAAUACGAGAUGGUUCAGGACCCGGAUCUCAAUAAAGGACUGCAGUUUCACUGUGAAUCUAUUGUGGAAGAUUUUGAGGAUGAAGUUGUUGUAUAUUUUAAAGAAAAUGCUGAAUUAGAUUUAGAAGAGUCCCAGGAAAAAUUUUGUACUAAAUUAACUAAUAUUUGUGAUGGUGUAAGAGAUGAAUUGUAGCUUUUCUCAAGGGGAUUAGCAUAUGGUAUUUAUGUGAGGGCGGAUUUGUCGUAAAUUUAAGAUUUUGUAAACUUUUAAUAAUUUUUUAUUACAAUGUAUGUUGUUAAAAUGUGUUCAAAAGUCAUGUGAUAUUUAUUAAUUUAUUUUCAGUCGCUACACAAACUGAAAAUUUCAUACCUAAAUAUAUAUAUUGUUAUGAUAAGCUGUAUGUAUUUAACUUUUGUAAUGAAACGCUAAACAACUCUAUGUCCGGCCCAUUAAUCAAUUAAAAAUACACAAAUGCCUAAUGAAAUUAAAGCUUAAAUCUCACAACAAUAGACCAUGAAGAAAUAUACAUUCCAUCAGCUUUUUAUAUUCAAUAUACCAUGCUUCUUUUAUUUAUUUUUCUUCAGAGAUGCUAUAUUUUACAUAUGUUAUCCAACCUCUGCUUUCUUUCACAACUUAGCUCUUGAGAUAUCCAUGGUUUGAUGCAUCAUUCUCUAGGCUGUGACCCAUAAUCAGCUAACACCUAUUACUGCCGAGUACUGAGGCAACAGCUUUACCCUAGGGAGGUAUAAUUCAGCAAAUAGUCUUCCUAUGUUAUACCCUGAUAUGCUGUACCCAGUGAAGACAAAUAUUCAAGUAUAAUUCCACGAAUCCGCAUUUAUUGUUAAUAUUGAGGAGGAGCAAAUAAAGUAACAAUCACUGAAGUAAUGCAAGGCUUGUUACAAGUCUGUUUCAUAACCUUCACUCGUGGAUACCUCACAAGGGUUAAGAUGACCUAUACAUGUCUUAUCCAGUCCAGAACCUUUACACUGGGAAUCAAAUGCUCUGUCUGUUGAGCUGUUGUACAUGGCUUCCCCUUUCUUUUAACAUGUUGGAUGACCUUGUGUUCCUAGUGGUUAUUCUGAAUAUAAUUGCACAUACAUUAUAAUGCAAAUUUUGCAAAAUGCUAUUGUUUAACACUAUUUAUGGAUAGUGAUGAAUGACCCAGACAGGAUAAGCACUCUAUUUCACUAUCAUAAUACUAUAAAAGGACUGGGGGAAUUUUUUUAAGCUUACAUUCAUAAGACAUGUAUAGCAAUCUUAAAUAGGCAGAAAAGAGUGGGCAGAUAUUUUUUUUAAGACAUGCUGAAUUUAUAUUUAAAGAUAUAAAAAUUUUACUUUCCCUGAAAAAUAUUUAUGUAGGCAUUUUGUGUACAGUAUACCAUAUUAAUUUGUGUACGGUAUAUUACAUUAUUAAUUUUGUGUACAGUAUACCACAUUAUUAAUUUUGCCCAAACUUUUUAAAUAAAAUACAGGUUCAGAAUUAGAAAACCUUGAAUUUUAAUAUGAAUUACUCGUCAUAAUGCACAAAUAGUUAUUAAAGGUAUAAAUUUUUGGGAAGGAGGCUUUUUAAUAUGCCAUCUGUCUCUUGCCAAGGUAGGAUGCCCAAAAUAAGAAGAAUCACUGUCUUGCGAAAAGCACCCUGACUUCACGGUGUUAAUUUCCUAAAAUUUACUGUCAUACGGUCAUUUACUAAACCUGAGUUUAUCUUGUUAAAAAUAUUGUACGUUAUGCUAUAAAAAACAUUAGCUGUAAAUUUAGUAAAUAAACAGAUUUCCAUAUUUUCAA